Molecule: messenger RNA, 702 nt
Organism: Propithecus coquereli (Coquerel's sifaka)
Lineage: Eukaryota; Metazoa; Chordata; Mammalia; Primates; Indriidae
Gene: RPS16
Product: ribosomal protein S16
Exons: 4
Coding region: 111-560 (149 amino acids)
Biological process (GO): maturation of SSU-rRNA from tricistronic rRNA transcript (SSU-rRNA, 5.8S rRNA, LSU-rRNA); translation
Cellular component (GO): cytosolic small ribosomal subunit; ribosome
Molecular function (GO): RNA binding; structural constituent of ribosome
Source: RefSeq, a predicted model, not a curated record
GCUCAGGGCGCCUGCGCAGACCCUGAAAAGCGGCCUGGUUAGCCCUGAGCUUUCCUUUUCCGGUUGUGGAGCCGCGCGGUGAGGAUCUUUAGUCCACGCCCGUAUUAACCAUGCCGUCCAAGGGCCCGUUGCAGUCCGUGCAGGUCUUCGGACGCAAGAAAACGGCCACAGCCGUGGCGCACUGCAAACGCGGCAACGGCCUCAUCAAGGUGAACGGGCGGCCCCUGGAGAUGAUUGAGCCACGCACGCUGCAAUACAAGCUACUGGAACCUGUUCUGCUUCUGGGCAAGGAGCGGUUCGCUGGUGUGGACAUCCGUGUCCGUGUGAAGGGUGGUGGUCAUGUGGCCCAGAUUUAUGGUGAGUCCCAGGAACUGCUCUGGCAGCAGGGCCCUAGUCUUUGGCCUUCACAAAGCUCAUGUACCCUUUUAUCGUGUCCCUUGCAGCUAUCCGGCAGUCCAUCUCCAAAGCCCUGGUGGCCUAUUACCAGAAAUAUGUGGAUGAGGCUUCCAAGAAGGAGAUCAAAGACAUCCUUAUCCAGUAUGAUCGGACCCUGCUGGUAGCUGACCCCCGUCGCUGUGAAUCCAAAAAGUUUGGAGGCCCUGGUGCCCGUGCUCGCUACCAGAAAUCUUACCGAUAAGCCCAUCACGAGGAUCGGGGUUCACCUAUAUAAUAAAAAUUGCUUGUAGGAUUUUAAGGUUUUAA